Molecule: messenger RNA, 2113 nt
Organism: Castor canadensis (American beaver)
Lineage: Eukaryota; Metazoa; Chordata; Mammalia; Rodentia; Castoridae
Source: RefSeq, a predicted model, not a curated record
AUGGUGGCCAGCGGGCGCGCGGCGGCUCCAGGCGGGAGCGGCCGCGGCCGGGCCUGGGCCGGGCGGCAGGGCUGGGGUGGGGGCGGGGGUGCGGGCGAGGGUCCCGGCUGGGGCCGGGGCGAGGAGCGGGGUCCGAGCGCCGGAGACCUGGCGGAGAGCGCGCCGCGCCGCGCGGCACCGGAGCUCUGGGCGUGCGCGCUGCCUUCUGGAGAGGAGGGCGCCCUGCUCCGCUUUUAUUUCUCCAUGGCGGACCACGUUGAGAACAACAACAGCCUGGGCCGGGGCCAGCGCCAACUUGUGCUUCUUGGAGCACCUUCCGCGGCCGCUGGCUCCUUGGCCCGCGCCUCCCUGGCGCCGCCGCGGCCGCAGCCGUGCGCCCUGGACUGGGCUCGAGCUCCCGGUGCGGCCGAGAGGCGUCCCGCGUCCCGGACGGGCGCGGCGAGGGGGCACAGAGAGGCGCGCCCCUGGGCUGCGGGAGUGCGGAGCAGGGGGGCGUCCCGUUUGGGAGCGAAUAGCGCGGGUCCCGGAAGAGGCACCAAGGCCCCGAGCCUUGGCGGCGGUAGCCGAGAGUGCGCCCCGAGCACUCGAGCCCCGCCGUGGCCCGGGACCCCCGGGCCUGCCCGCGGGACGAGCUUUAACUCGUCCGAACUAACACAGGGCGCGCCCUCAUGCGGUCGGCCCCCGCAACGUCGAGAGUGCAAGGACGGCUGCGCGGGGGGCUCCCCCAAGACGAGUGGAGCGGUUGGGGGGCGCCGGCCCUCGGCUUGCGUGUCUGGGAUCAUGGGCCUGGGGACCUGGCACACAGAGCCUCUCCGGGGACAUUGAUGGCCGCUCCCUGAUGCUCCAAGUACCCCCAUUUUGUGAUGCGUAAAGAGUCGCUUCUAAUCCCCCUAAAGCCAAAUGGAGGUUCCAGGGUGGGAGCGUUUGGGCGGGGACUUGCUCUUAGUUGCUGGCCCUGCUCCACACCCACCCCAAGGCGCCGGUGACGUGCUACCGGGGCUGCUGGCUCCAGUGCUGGGUGUGCAGAGGUGAUAGGCCAAAGAAGCCUGCCCUGGGGGAAGCUGAGACCAAGGCAUGAUGCUCGGGGGGAAAUGGUUUUCGGGUGGGGACCCUGAAGGUGGGAGUCUUUGCGGAUGGGUCAGGAGUUUGAGCCAGGGAAGAGCUGAGAGUCCCAGCACAAUAGCUACAAGGAGAGAAGGUAGAUUGCGGCCCAAGACCCUGCAAAGGUCAAACACUCCCCGCAGAAAGAAGGGCCAAUGAGUGGACCACCUGCUAAGGCCGGAGAAGAAAACCUUGAGGGUCCCGGUCCUCAGCCACAGUAAUUAAAGUGAAGCAGAACUUCCUAUCAGGAGUUCAAGUGCUAUGGAGCCAAGGCCCUCAGAGCUGAAAGGGCCUUCCGGAGACUGCACAGCUUGACACAGACUCUUCGGGAAAUGCAGUGUUUCCAGGCCAGGCAUCAUGAAAGGUGCCCCUGUUCCAAAGAGGCAGCAAGAUGGAGGCAGACCUCGGUAACAGUGCCAUUCCAGGCUGAGCCCAGAGAGAAGCCAGGUAUGGCUGUGGCCUGGAAGCUGAAGAGGACAGAGUUUCAAGAACCAAGAACUGAUUAUUCACAGUCCACCCCUCACAAGGUGGACCCUGGCAGUGAAGCAGGUCCUGCAGAGCUGGGGAGACCUACCACGGGCUCCCAGCUUCCAGGGGUCACUCAUUGCCCUGAGACGCUCCCAACUCUUGACACUCCACUUUAUGAAACCUAAAUGACAGGAUUAAAACACACACGAUUCAAGGAAAAUGCAGCCCACAUUUUAGGUUUCCCCCAAAACAUCUGAAAAUUUACUGGGGGGGGGAGCACAAGAGGACAGGGCCUGAGUAACACCCUCCAGGGCGAGCAAGGCAGUGCAGGAGGUGGUUUGGGGGAGGUUCUUCUGGGGGAGGCCUGGCCAUAACUGGAGUAUGGAACACCAGUGGAGCAGGGGGUAGUGCUGGCAGGCAUUGUGACCAGGUCACGGAGGACACAGAAGAUGCAGCUCAGAGUUGACACCAACCUUGGUGGGCAAGUGGGCUUCAGGCUGCUGCCUGGCCUGUGAGUGGACCAGGGCUCAGGACAGCUGUAACU